CUUCCCGUCGACUUCCACCCUUGCUCCCCAUCCAUCUCAUCAUCAAUCUCCUUUGAACACUGUAUUACUCAUCGCACAUCAUGGGCUUCCCAAUUCCCUCGGAAAAGAUCGAAUACAGGCAUUACAUCAAUGGCGAAUUUGUCGAAUCAUCCGACAGCGGCAAAUUCGAGCUGAAGUCGCCAUACAGCCACGAAAAGAUCACCGACAUUUGUGAGGCAUCUGUCGAUGAUACAAAUCGUGCUGUAGCAGCAGCCAAGGAAGCAUUCCCAGCAUGGUCUGCAAAGAGCCCCGCCGAACGUGGCGCUCUUAUGAAAGCACUGGCUGGCAAGAUCAGAGAAGCACACAACGAGCUCGCACAACUCAAUGCUAUGGAUAUGGGACGUCCGAUUUCUACCUACUUCGACGGCUACUUUGCAGCGUCACUGUUUGAGCACUACGCGGAGUCAGCCUAUACGGCCAAGGGAGAGACAAGUCUGAACUCGCCUGGCUAUAUCAACAUGACCUUCAGGCAGCCAAUCGGUCCUGUAGCGGCAAUCAUACCAUGGAACAUCCCAACACUGUCUUUCGCCAUGAAGAUCGCACCAGCUGUAGCAGCAGGCUGUACAAUUGUGCUCAAGACGUCGGAGAAGGCUCCCCUUACACCCACACUGUGCGCCAAGUUCGCUCAUGAGGUUGGAUUCCCACCUGGCGUGAUCAAUGUUCUCAACGGCCACGGAACACCUUCCGGCGCCACUCUGGCCAGCCACAUGGACAUCCGCAUGGUGAACUUCACAGGGUCGACCAUGACUGGCAAGAAGAUUCAGCAAAUGGCUGCAGGUAGCAACCUCAAGAAGGUGGUGCUCGAACUGGGUGGCAAGUCACCAGCCAUCAUCUUCGAAGAUGCCGACAUCGUUAAGGCCGCCACGGCGACUUCAGCUUCGAUGCAAAUGCUCAUGGGCCAAGCUUGUGUCGCAAACAGCAGAAUUUACGUGCAAGAGUCUGUCGCAGAUAAGUUCAAGGAGGCUUUCAUCGCCAUGUUCAAAGCUGCAAAGAAAGGUGACCCUCUCCUGCCGGAGACUCAGCAAGGUCCUCAAGCCGAUCAGCUUCAACAUGAGAGGAUACAAACAUUCUUGCAGGCUGCGACUGAGGGCAAGGGUAAGCUGGAGUCUGGAGGCAAACCUGCACAGGUUGAUGGGAAGGGCUACUUCAUUGAGCCCACCGUCUACUCCAAUGUGGACGAGAACGAGAAGACUCAAAAAGAAGAAGUCUUCGGCCCCUUCGUCAAUAUCAACACAUUCAAGACCGAGUCCGAGGCUCUCGAGAAGGCCAACGCGACAGAGUACGGUUUAUAUGCUGCAGUGUUCACGAAAGACAUCAAUCGUGCACUCCGCGUGGCCAAAGCUUUCGAGUCUGGUACCGUUGGCAUCAACUGUUCGAGCCCCACAAUGGCGAUGGAUAUGCCUUUCGGUGGUUACAAGGGCUCUGGUCAAGGUAGAGAAGGAUAUGGCUACAGCAUUGAAGAACAUUUGGAGCAUAAGACUGUGCUGAUCAAGAUUGAUGACGAGGCUGCUUCGCCGCUUCAAAGCGAUGCUCCCAAGGGCUAAGACGGGCUAUGUCGCGAUCAGCUUUGCGGGAGAGCGUGGAUGGAAACAUC
Molecule: messenger RNA, 1633 nt
Organism: Cercospora beticola
Lineage: Eukaryota; Fungi; Ascomycota; Dothideomycetes; Mycosphaerellales; Mycosphaerellaceae
Product: aldehyde dehydrogenase family protein
Molecular function (GO): aldehyde dehydrogenase (NAD+) activity
Source: RefSeq, a predicted model, not a curated record